Molecule: messenger RNA, 1093 nt
Organism: Cephus cinctus (wheat stem sawfly)
Lineage: Eukaryota; Metazoa; Arthropoda; Insecta; Hymenoptera; Cephidae
Product: trypsin-1
Exons: 5
Biological process (GO): proteolysis
Molecular function (GO): serine-type endopeptidase activity
Source: RefSeq, a predicted model, not a curated record
UGGUACGUUUUACAUUAUUUUUCUUAUUCAGGUGCAAUAUGCAAACCAAGGGGUCGAAUCGUGGGCGGUGAACCCACGAUUAUAGAAAAUUUUCCACAUCAAGUCUCGGUGCGUAUAAAUGGUCGGCACGUAUGUGGUGGUUCUAUUAUAGGAAAACAGUGGAUAGUGACAGCAGCUCAUUGUGUAUACGGCUCAUCGGUAACCAAAACGUCGAUAAAGGCUGGUAUAUCAAAUUUGAUUGAGAAUGGGACGGUGAUCAAUGCCGUGAAUAUAAUCACACAUGAGAAAUACGAUCCUAUAACAACUGAUAACGACAUAGCCGUAAUAGAGCUGGAAUAUCCAUUGGACUACGACCGUUACGUAAGUCCCGUGAAUUUACCGUCGUCCGAUGAAAAGUACUUCAGUGGUCAAUUGGCCACAAUUACCGGUUGGGGAAGAUUCAGAUACAUCGGCACGCUUUCAUUGCAAUUGCGUAGAGUGGAUGUCCCAUUGGUGGAGCGAGCCUUGUGCGAAAAACUAUACAGUGAUUAUCUGAUCUCCGAAGGGAUGCUGUGCGCAGGAUACGUCCCUACCGGAGGCAAAGACGGUUGUCAGGGUGACAGCGGUGGUCCCAUGAUCAUCAAUAGGAAAUUGGUCGGAAUAGUUUCCUGGGGUGUGGGCUGUGCUGCCCCCAACCGUCCCGGAGUCUACACUCGCGUCACGCUUUUCCGAAAUUGGAUAAAAGAGAAAAGUGGCGUGUGAUACGUUAAUCCAAAAUCCAGUUUGCUAACUGUCCAGCUGUCUUAUCGAAGCCAUCUGAAUAGUACAGGCAUGGAGUAUCCUAUACGCGUAUUGUCAGUUACCAAGGUACAAGGUGCUACAGGGUGGUCAUCUUAAAACUGGAAUAUCAAUUUUGUCAAAGUGACCCAUAAAAAAGGCCCUGGUGGAAUUUCGUCCUAAAAUCAGCCACUUGAUGUAUUUAAUUUUUCAAUUGAAUUAAAUAUUUAAUUUUUCCUAUUUGUAUCGCCUUUUUUUUUCUAUUAAUCGAAAAUUUAAGGGGGUCCCCUGUUAAUUGAAUAAUAUUUAUGAUUCUAUAAAUAAUCGACACCCUAUA